AUGAACCCCAAUACAUUGGCUGUACGCUUGGACUGCAUUUCUGCAGAUAUCGUGUCGAUGUUUCAUUGGACUGACUUGGCUGAACUGGUUUGCAUCCAAGACCAACGUUUCGCUGGGCGAAUAUUAAAGAUGGAGGUUUGUGAACCCCACCAAUUUGUAGUCGAAGGGUGUCUAAUGGUUGUUUUGGCAAGAGGUCAAGUUAUGGCAGACUAUAAAAGUGUCAUUCGUUCUCCUCAAUUCAGUUUCCUUGUCGGCAAACAACGUUCCUGCCUGACAGUCCAUGCUGGUGUCCUACAAAACGUAUCGGAGCCUCUCUGGGCAUUGACAGAUAAUGGUCAGAUGAAAGAGUCAACCUCGCGGAUAGCCGUCCUUGGGGACACAGACGAGGAUGUGUUCAUUGGGUUUUGCGAGCAUGUGUACACCGGCGCAUACAUCACCCCAGAUCUUGAGGGCACUGCCGUUGCAGACCAGAGCUUCGCCAUUCCAGUGCAUGUGUCAUCUAAUCAAGAAGAUCCGUCCAUUGAUGGUGGCGCCGUUUCGGCUACCGCGGCUGAUCCGAUUGAUGAUUUUUGGGGGAGGCCCAUUUCUUCCAAAAAGAAGAAGAAGCCUAGUAAGUGCUGGCUCGAAGAGCGUGAACUCAAACCUGACGCUUUUGAUAAAGCCGAUAAUAUCUUCUCCUACGAGGGACGCUGGAAAAAAUUCCGGGCUCUACAAUAUAGAGGUCUUGCUUCAUCUAUUGCAGUCAAGCCUGACCUUCUAUUCCAUGCAAAGUUGUACGUUUUUGCAACUAGAUAUAUCAUUGAGCCUUUACAGACACAGGCUGUCAAAUCUCUGCAUCGAGACCUCUGCAAUUUCUCGCUCAGCAAAGAAACCGCUUCGCAAAUUCUCGGUCUCCUGGAAUUCACAUAUCAAAACACUGCAAGAUAUGAGCCAAGUGGAAGGUCUCUUCUGCGUGAUGUGGUUAUUCAAUAUGUUGCCUGUGAAGUACAGAUGUUGGCAGGCAACGAAGACCUUUAUUCACUUCUGGAUGUGGAUGGUGAGAUGGGAUCUGAUCUUGUGGCUAAGCUGAUAAAAUAAAUCUUAUCCGGGCGAAUAAAAGACGUCGAAUUGAUUUAAUGGACA
Coccidioides immitis RS is the source of this 1122-nucleotide messenger RNA. RefSeq lists its product as uncharacterized. Bases 1 to 1077 code for a protein of 358 amino acids. The transcript has 2 exons. The record is from RefSeq and is a predicted model, not a curated record. NCBI's taxonomy places the organism in Eukaryota, Fungi, Ascomycota, Eurotiomycetes, Onygenales, Onygenaceae.